CCUCGCAUCUGUGAUUCUGCUGACGAGAGUUUUGCGUUUUUAAUCAUCUGAAGUGUUUAAAUAUUACAACUAAUUUGUUGUAUAGGUACCGAUUGUUUAAUUUAACGACGUAAUACUUUACAUAACAUUUAAAACACACGACUUUGUAAACAUGGCGUUUAUUAAAGAGGAGACCGUUGAUAUCAGGAUUGAAGAAGUUUUCUGUCUCAAACAAGAAGAUUUCGAGAAACUCAGAGACUUGACGGCAACUAAAGAGAAGAAUGAAGUGCUGAAUAAAAUGGAAGAAGAUCAGCAUGAGAACCAUCAUGAUUUCAUAACUGAAGAAAAAUCUUUCAAUGGCUCCGAGAUUAAGAAGACUUCCCCCCGAAAAACAGUUAAAAAAGCGAUAGGAGCUAGAAGUUGUUUUACCUGCUUUCAGUGUGGAAAGCUUUUCACUCAAAAAGGAAGCCUUAUCAGGCAUAUGAGAAUUCACACUGGAGAGAAGCCUUUCACCUGCCUUCAGUGUGGAAAACACUUCAGUCACAAAGCAAACCUUACCAGGCAUAUGAGAAUUCACACUGGAGAGAAGCCUUACACAUGCCAACAGUGUGGAAAGAGUUUUCAUCAACAUGUAAACCUUAAAGUACACAUGAGAACUCACAAUUGUGAAAAACUUUAUUCGUGCCAGCAGUGUGGAAAAAGUUUUGCUCAACAAGGAAACCUCGACGUCCACAUGAAAAUUCAUACAGAAGAAAACCCUUUUACCUGUCAACAGUGUGGAAAAAGUUUUGCUCAACAGGGAAACCUCGACGUCCACAUGAAAAUUCAUACAGAAGAAAACCCUUUAACUUGUCAACAGUGUGGAAAAAGUUUCAAACGAAUAGGAAACCUUAAGUACCACAUGAGAUUUCACACUAGGGAAAAGCCUUACACAUGCCUUCAGUGCGGAAAGAGUUUUGAUCAAAAUGAAAAGCUUGAAGUACAUGUGAAAGUUCACAGUGGAGACAAACCUUUCACCUGCCUUCAGUGUGGAAAACACUUCAGUCACAAAGCAAACCUUACCAGGCAUAUGAGAAUUCACACUGGAGAGAAGCCUUACACAUGCCAACAGUGUGGAAAGAGUUUUCAUCAACAUGUAAACCUUAAAGUAGACAUGAGAACUCACAAUCGUGAAAAACUUUAUUCGUGCCAGCAGUGUGGAAAAAGUUUUGCUCAACAGGGAAACCUCGACGUCCACAUGAAAAUUCAUACAGAAGAAAACCCUUUAACUUGUCAACAGUGUGGAAAAAGUUUCAAACGAAUAGGAAACCUUAAGUACCACAUGAGAAUUCACGCUAGAAAAAAGCUUUACACAUGCCAUCAGUGUGGAAAAAGUUUCACUCAAAAUGAAAAGCUUGAAGAACACAUGACAAUUCACACCGGAGAAAACCUUUGCACCAGCCAACAGUGUGGAGUAAGUUUCACUCAAAAUGAGAUUCUCAAUAUGGACAAGAAAAUUCAGACUGGGGAGAAGCCUUACACAUGCCCUCAGUGUGGAAAGGGUUUUCAUCAACAAAGAAACCUUGAAGUCCACAUGAAAGUUCAUACAGGAGAAAGGCCUUUUACCUGCCAACAGUGUGGCAAACAAUUCAACCAAAAAGUAAACCUUGAAGCUCACUUGAAAGUACACACUGGAGAAAGCCAUUUCACUUGCAAGCAGUGCAGAAAACAUUUCACUACAAAAGGAAGCCUUAACAGGCAUAUGCGAAUACACAGUGGAGAGAAGUCUUACUCAUGCCCUCAGUGUGGAGUAAGUUUCACACAAAAAGUGGUUCUCAAUAGGCACAUAAGAAAUCAUACUAGGGAAAAGCCUUACACAUGCCCUCAGUGUGGAAAGAGUUUUGAUCAAAAUGAAAAGCUUGAAGUACAUAUGAGAAUUCACACUGGAGAGAAGCCUUUCACCUGCCUUCAGUGUGGAAAACACUUCAGUCACAAAGCAAACCUUACCAGGCAUAUGAGAAUUCACACUGGAGAGAAGCCUUACACAUGCCAACAGUGUGGAAAGAGUUUUCAUCAACAUAUAAACCUUAAAGUACACAUGAGAACUCACAAUCGUGGAAAACUUUAUUCGUGCCAGCAGUGUGGAAAAAGUUUUGCUCAACAAGGAAACCUCGACGUCCACAUGAAAAUUCAUACAGAAGAAAACCCUUUUAGCUGUCAACAGUGUGGAAAAAGUUUUGCUCAACAGGGAAACCUCGACGUCCACAUGAAAAUUCAUACAGAAGAAAACCCUUUUACCCAUCAACAGUGUGGAAAAAGUUUUGCUCAACAGGGAAACCUCGACGUCCACAUGAAAAUUCAUACAGAAGAAAACCCUUUUACCCAUCAACAGUGUGGAAAAAGUUUUGCUCAACAGGGAAACCUCGACGUCCACAUGAAAAUUCAUACAGAAGAAAACCCUUUAACUUGUCAACAGUGUGGAAAAAGUUUCAAACGAAAAGGAACCCUUAAGUACCACAUGAGAUUUCACACUAGAGAAAAGCUUUACACAUGCCAUCAGUGUGGAAAAAGUUUCACUCAAAAUGACAAGCUUGAAGAACACAUGAGAAUUCACACCGGAGAAAACCUUUCCACCAGCCAACAGUGUGGAGUAAGUUUCACUCAAAAUGAGAUUCUCAAUAUGGACAAGAAAACUCAGACUGGGGAGAAGCCUUACACAUGCCAACAGUGUGGAAAGGGUUUUCAUCAACAAAGAAACCUUGAAGUCCACAUGAAAGUGCAUACAGGAGAAAGGCCUUUUACCUGCCAACAGUGUGGAAAACAAUUCAACCAAAAAGUAAACCUUGAAGCUCACUUGAAAGUACACACUGGAGAAAGCCAUUUCACUUGCAAGCAGUGCAGAAAACAUUUCACUACAAAAGGAAACCUUAACAGGCAUAUGCGAAUACACAGUGGAGAGAAGUCUUACUCAUGCCCUCAGUGUGGAGUAAGUUUCACACAAAAAGUGGUUCUCAAUAGGCACAUAAGAAAUCAUACUAGGGAAAAGCCUUACACAUGCCUUCAGUGCGGAAAGAGUUUUGAUCAAAAUGAAAAGCUUGAAGUACAUAUGAGAAUUCACACCGGAGAGAAGCCUUUCACCUGCCUUCAGUGUGGAAAACACUUCAGUCACAAAGCAAACCUUACCAGGCAUAUGAGAAUUCACACUGGAGAGAAGCCUUACACAUGCCAACAGUGUGGAAAGAGUUUUCAUCAACAUGUAAACCUUAAAGUACACAUGAGAACUCACAAUCGUGAAAAACUUUAUUCGUGCCAGCAGUGUGGAAAAAGUUUUGCUCAACAAGGAAACCUCGACGUCCACAUGAAAAUUCAUACAGAAGAAAACCCUUUUACCUGUCAACAGUGUGGAAAAAGUUUUGCUCAACAGGGAAACCUCGACGUCCACAUGAAAAUUCAUACAGAAGAAAACCCUUUUACCUGUCAACAGUGUGGAAAAAGUUUUGCUCAACAGGGAAACCUCGACCUCCACAUGAAAAUUCAUACAGAAGAAAACCCUUUAACUUGUCAACAGUGUGGAAAAAGUUUCAAACGAAUAGGAAACUUUAAGUACCACAUGAGAAUUCACACUAGAAAAAAGCUUUACACAUGCCAUCAGUGUGGAAAAAGUUUCACUCAAAAUGAAAAGCUUGAAGAACACAUGACAAUUCACACCGGAGAAAACCUUUCCACCAGCCAACAGUGUGGAGUAAGUUUCACUCAAAAUGAGAUUCUCAAUAUGGACAAGAAAAUUCAGACUGGGGAGAAGCCUUACACAUGCCAACAGUGUGGAAAGGGUUUUCAUCAACAAAGAAACCUUGAAGUCCACAUGAAAGUGCAUACAGGAGAAAGGCCUUUUACCUGCCAACAGUGUGGCAAACAAUUCAACCAAAAAGUAAACCUUGAAGCUCACUUGAAAGUACACACUGGAGAAAGCCAUUUCACUUGCAAGCAGUGCAGAAAACAUUUCACUACAAAAGGAAGCCUUAACAGGCAUAUGCGAAUACACAGUGGAGAGAAGUCUUACUCAUGCCCUCAGUGUGGAGUAAGUUUCACACAAAAAGUGGUUCUCAAUAGGCACAUAAGAAAUCAUACUAGGGAAAAGCCUUACACAUGCCCUCAGUGUGGAAAGAGUUUUGAUCAAAAUGAAAAGCUUGAAGUACAUAUGAGAAUUCACACUGGAGAGAAGCCUUUCACCUGCCUUCAGUGUGGAAAACACUUCAGUCACAAAGCAAACCUUACCAGGCAUAUGAGAAUUCACACUGGAGAGAAGCCUUACACAUGCCAACAGUGUGGAAAGAGUUUUCAUCAACAUGUAAACCUUAAAGUACACAUGAGAACUCACAAUCGUGGAAAACUUUAUUCGUGCCAGCAGUGUGGAAAAAGUUUUGCUCAACAAGGAAACCUCGACGUCCACAUGAAAAUUCAUACAGAAGAAAACCCUUUUACCUGUCAACAGUGUGGAAAAAGUUUCAAACGAAAAGGAACCCUUAAGUACCACAUGAGAUUUCACACUAGAGAAAAGCUUUACACAUGCCAUCAGUGUGGAAAAAGUUUCACUCAAAAUGACAAGCUUGAAGAACACAUGAGAAUUCACACCGGAGAAAACCUUUCCACCAGCCAACAGUGUGGAGUAAGUUUUACUCAAAAUGAGAUUCUCAAUAUGGACAAGAAAACUCAGACUGGGGAGAAGCCUUACACAUGCCAACAGUGUGGAAAGGGUUUUCAUCAACAAAGAAACCUUGAAGUCCACAUGAAAGUGCAUACAGGAGAAAGGCCUUUUACCUGCCAACAGUGUGGAAAACAAUUCAACCAAAAAGUAAACCUUGAAGCUCACUUGAAAGUACACACUGGAGAAAGCCAUUUCACUUGCAAGCAGUGCAGAAAACAUUUCACUACAAAAGGAAGCCUUAACAGGCAUAUGCGAAUACACAGUGGAGAGAAGUCUUACUCAUGCCCUCAGUGUGGAGUAAGUUUCACACAAAAAGUGGUUCUCAAUAGGCACAUAAGAAAUCAUACUAGGGAAAAGCCUUACACAUGCCUUCAGUGCGGAAAGAGUUUUGAUCAAAAUGAAAAGCUUGAAGUACAUGUGAAAGUUCACAGUGGAGAAAAACCUUUCACCUGCCUUCAGUGUGGAAAACACUUCAGUCACAAAGCAAACCUUACCAGGCAUAUGAGAAUUCACACUGGAGAGAAGCCUUACACAUGCCAACAGUGUGGAAAGAGUUUUCAUCAACAUGUAAACCUUAAAGUACACAUGAGAACUCACAAUCGUGAAAAACUUUAUUCGUGCCAGCAGUGUGGAAAAAGUUUCAGAAAGAAAUGGAUUCUCAACAGGCAUAUGAGAAUUCACACUGGAGAGAAGAAGCCUUACAUGUGCCUUCAGUGUGGAAAGAGUUUUCAUCAGCAUGGAAACCUUAAACUCCACAUGAGUAUUCAUACAGGAGAAAGGCCUUUUACCUGCCAACAGUGUGGAAAGACUUUUGAUCAAAAUGAAAAGCUUCAAGUACACAUGAUAAUUCACAUUGGAGAAAACCCUUUUACCUGUCAACAGUGUGGAGAAAGUUUCGGAAAGAAAUGGAUUCUCAACCGGCAUAUGAUAAUUCACACUGGUGAGAAGCCUUACAUGUGCCUUCAGUGUGGAAAGAGUUUUAAUCAGCAUGGAAACCUUAAACUCCACAUGAGUAUUCAUACAGGAGAAAAGCCUUUUACCUGCCAACAGUGUGGAAAGCAUUUCAAACGAAAAGGAAGCCUUAAGUAUCACAUGAGAAUUCACUCCAGGGAGGAAAAGCCUCACACAUGCCCUCAGUGUGGAAAGAGUUUCGAUCAAAAUGAAAAGCUUGAAGAACACAUGACAGUUCACACUGGAGAAAACCUUUCCAUCAGCCAACAGUGUGGAGUAAGUUUCACUCAAAAUGAGAUUCUUAAUAUGGACAAGAAAACUCAGACUGGGGAGAAGCCUUACACAUGCCCUCAGUGUGGAAAGGGUUUUCAUCAACAAAGAAACCUUAAACUCCACAUGAAAGUUCAUACAGGAGAAAGGCCUUUUACCUGCCAACAGUGUGGAAAACAUUUCAAACGAAAAGGAAACCUUAAUUAUCACAUGAGCGUACACACUGGAGAAAGCCAUUUCACCUGCCAGCAGUGUGGACUAAGUUUCACUCAAAAAGGAAGCCUUAACAGGCAUAUGCGAAUACACACUGGAGAGAAACCUUGCUCAUGCCCUCGGUGUGGAAAGAGUUUCGAUCAGCAUGGAAAUCUUAAAGUCCACAUGAGAAUUCACACUGGAGAAAAGCCCUACAAGUGCCCUCAGUGUGGAAAGAGUUUUGAUCAACAUGGAAACUUUAAACUCCACAUGAAAAGUCAUACAGGAGAAAGGCCUUUUACCUGCCAACAGUGUGGAAAGCGUUUCAAACGAAAAGGAACCCUUAAUUAUCACAUGAGGAUUCACUCCAGGGAGGAAAAGCCUUACAUAUGCCAUCAGUGUGGGAAGAAUUUCAAUCAAAAUGAAAAGCUUGAAGAACACAUGAAAAUUCACACCGGAGAAAACCUUUCCACCAGCCAACAGUGUGGAGUAAGUUUCACUCUAAAAGGGUUACUCAAUUUGGACAAGAAAAUUCAUACUGGGGAAAAGCCUUACACAUGCCCUCAGUGUGGAAAGGGUUUUCAUCAACAUAGAAACCUUAAAAUUCACAUGAAAGUUCAUACAGGAGAAAGGCCUUUUACCUGCCAACAGUGUGGAAAAUGUUUCAAACGAAAAGGAAACCUUAAUUAUCACAUGAGCGUACACACUGGAGAAAGCCAUUUCACCUGCCAGCAGUGUGGACUAAGUUUCACUCAAAAAGGAAGCCUUAACAGGCAUAUGCGAAUACACACUGGAGAGAAACCUUACUCAUGCCCUCGGUGUGGAAAGAGUUUCGAUCAGCAUGGAAAUCUUAAAGUCCACAUGAGAAUUCACACUGGAGAAAAGCCCUACAAGUGCCCUCAGUGUGGAAAGAGUUUUGAUCAACAUGGAAACUUUAAAGUCCAUAUGAGAGCUCACACUAGAAAGAGCCCUUUCAACUGUCAACAGUGUGGGAAAGGAUUCACCCGAAAAGGAAACCUUAAUUACCACACAAGAAUUCAUACUGGAGAGAAGCCUUUCAUCUGCAAACAAUGUGGAAAGGGCUUCACUCAAAAAGAGAUUCUCAACAGACACAUGAAAAUUCACACUGAAGUUCAGAUGAGAAAUCAUACUGAAGAGACCCCUUUACUUACCAACAGUGUGGAACUUUCGGCAGAAGUUAAGUUUGAAAAUGAAUCCAUAUCUUGCUAAUGAAUGCCCAGAACAGUAAGAAGCCAUUUAUAUGUGAUUACUGUGGAGUUUCAGAUAGAUGCUAACUCCUUGAGGAUUCACUUAAGAGAGAAUGUCAUCAAAUUGUUUCCUGUCUGUGAAACUCCUACCACUCUGGAGUCAUGUAAUAACUCUCAUCUGACAGAAGUCUUAAAUGUCAUUUCACUGUGGAAAUACUUGCAGAAACAAAGCAUAUCUUGAGGUUCACACUAGAGAUAAAACCUUUCAUUUGCUCCCUGUGUUGGAAGAGUUUCAACCUUAAAGUAAAUGUUAACAUUUACAUGAGACAAUAAAGAAAGAAUUUCAUAUCUUUAGUGUGAAGAGUUAAAUCAAACGGCCCUGAAAUGUGGAGUGCUAC
Molecule: messenger RNA, 7682 nt
Organism: Carassius carassius (crucian carp)
Lineage: Eukaryota; Metazoa; Chordata; Actinopteri; Cypriniformes; Cyprinidae
Product: oocyte zinc finger protein XlCOF6-like
Exons: 4
Coding region: 152-7306 (2384 amino acids)
Biological process (GO): regulation of transcription by RNA polymerase II
Molecular function (GO): DNA-binding transcription factor activity, RNA polymerase II-specific; RNA polymerase II cis-regulatory region sequence-specific DNA binding
Source: RefSeq, a predicted model, not a curated record